GCCCUGUGGAGCAGCGCCGCGAGGAGGAGCAGAACACCGCUGACCGCUCGCCCGGCCUCGCUUGCCUCCGACGGUGGCGAUGGGUCCGCAGCGGAGCCGAUUCCGCCUGCUCGGGCGCUGCUUCUUCCUCCUGCUCCAAGUGGGCGCUCUUCGAGGGGGUCCAGCCGCAGCGCCCCCCUGCCCUGCGGGCUUCACCUCGGAGCGCUUCAUCUUCGCCGUGUCGGACGGAGACCUGCCUCGGGGCCAAAUGCUGGGCCAAGUUCAGUUUGCAGACUGCUCAGGACAGCAGCUGGCCCAGUUCGGCACGGAGGAUGCCAGCUUCCGGGUGCUGGCCGAUGGGGCGGUCCAGGUGAGGCGCCACACGCGGCUGCAGGGGCCGGAGAGGACCUUCGCCGUGCACGCCUGGGACUCGGCGGGCACCCAGUCCUCCGCCUUGGUGACGGUGCGCAACAGUUGCCCGGCUGGCUCCCAGGAGCCUUCGGAUCUGGCCAGCCAAGGCCAGGUACUACAGUUCCCACUGGCCAAACCGGGCUUGAAGAGGCAGAAGCGGGACUGGGUGAUCCCUCCCAUCCAAGUUCCUGAGAACGAGAGGGGCCCCUUCCCCAAGAACCUUGUUCAGAUCAAAUCCAACAGGGAUAGAACCGCCAAGAUCUUCUACAGCAUCACUGGUCAGGGGGCAGACACCCCUCCAGAAGGCGUCUUCACCAUUGAGAAAGAGACGGGCUGGAUGAAAGUGACCAGGCCACUGGACAGAGAGGAGAAGGACAAGUACCAUCUGCUCUCACAUGCUGUGUCUGAGAAUGGGCAGCCGGUGGAGGAACCGAUGGAGAUCAUCGUCACCGUCACAGACCAGAAUGACAACAAGCCUCAGUUCAUCCAGGAGGUCUUCCGAGGGUCUGUCCAGGAAGGAGCCACACCUGGGGCCUCUGUGAUGCAGGUCACUGCCACGGAUGCCGAUGACGCCAUUGAGAGCUACAACGGAGUCAUUGCCUACUCCAUCCUGAGCCAGAAGCCAGAGGAGCCCCACAAGCAGAUGUUUGCCAUCAACAGAGCCACGGGAGCCAUCAGUGUGAUCGCCAGUGGGCUGGACCGAGAGAGAGUGCGGGAAUACACGCUCCUCCUGCAGGCAGCCGACUUGGACGGCGAAGGGCUCACCAACACGGCCUCCGCUGUGAUCGAAAUUGCAGAUGCAAAUGACAAUGCACCGGAGUUCAGAGAUCAAACGUACGCAGCAGAGGUGCCGGAGAACGAAGUGGGCUGGGAGGUGGCCAGGCUGGCAGUGACGGACAAGGACGAGGUCAACUCUCCUGCGUGGCGUGCUGUGUACACCAUCAUCCAAGGCAACGAGGGAGGCUUCUUCACCGUGACGACGGACCCCGAGAGCAACGACGGCAUCCUGAGAACGGCAAAGGGCUUGGACUUUGAAGCCCGGAAGCAGUUUGUGCUGCAGGUCGCAGUGGUCAACGAGGCCCCCUUUGUGGUGAAGCUCCCGACUGCCACAGCCACUGUGACGGUCAAUGUGCAGGACGUGAACGAGGCGCCCAUCUUUGACCCUGCCGUCCGGAGAGCAGAGGUCUCGGAGGACAUCCCGGUCGGGCAGAAGGUUGCCUCGUAUACGGCCCAGGACCCAGACAAGAUGCAGUCCCAGAAAAUCAAGUACUUCAUGGGGAACGGCCCGGCCAACUGGCUCCACAUCCACCCUGAGAAUGGCAUCAUCACUGCCAAGAGCCCCUUGGACCGGGAGUCCCACUUGGUCAAGAACAACACCUACAUGGCGAUCUUCUUGGCCGUGGACGAUGGAACCCCCCCAGCUACUGGGACGGGCACCCUCCUGCUGACCCUGCUGGAUGUGAACGACGAGGGCCCCGAGCCUGACCAGCGGGAGAUCCUGGUCUGCAACAGCAACCCAGCGCCCCAGUUGCUGCGGAUCAUCGACAGAGACCUGCCCCCCAACACCUCUCCCUUCCGCGCGGAGCUCGUUCACAACUCUGACGAAAACUGGGCCGUGGAGAUGGAUGACCAAGGCGAAACGGCCAUCUUAACGCUGCUGAAGCCCUUGAAGCAAGAGACCUAUGACGUCUACCUCCAGCUCUAUGACAGCCAGGGCAAGGGCCAGCUGACGGUCCUCAAGGCGAAGGUGUGCGUGUGUGACGGGCCUGCGGUCCAGUGCCAAGAGGGGUACAAGGAGGUCGGCGUCCCCGUCAUCCUGGCCAUCCUGGGGGCUAUUUUGGCUCUGCUGAUUCUGCUGCUGCUGCUGCUGCUCUUUGUGCGGAGGAGGAAGGUGGUGAAGGAGCCGUUGCUGCUUCCCGAGGAAGACACGCGGGACAACAUCUUCUACUAUGGGGAAGAGGGAGGGGGCGAGGAAGACCAGGACUAUGACCUCAGCCAGCUGCACAGAGGCCUGGAUGCCCGUCCGGAAGUCGUGCUCCGGAACGACGUGGUGCCCACCAUCCUGCCGGCUCCGCAGUACCGCCCGCGCCCGGCCAACCCCGACGAAAUCGGCAACUUCAUCCACGAGAACUUGAAGGCGGCCGACACGGAUCCCACCGCGCCCCCCUACGACUCGUUGCUGGUGUUCGACUACGAGGGCAGUGGCUCCGAGGCGGCCUCGCUCAGCUCCCUGCACUCCUCCGGCUCCGACCAGGACCAGGACUACGACUACUUGAGCGAGUGGGGCAGCCGUUUCAAGAAGCUGGCGGACAUGUAUGGGGACGGCGUGGAGGACUAAGGCGGCAAGCCUGGCUGGCUUCACCCCUGCAGCGGGCGGGGCGGGGUCUUCCCAAGCAGAGGGGGCCCCUUUCCAGCAAGACCCUUUGCAUCGCUGCUUGUGUGCCCGGCUGAAAGACGGCGGCGACUCCUCCUUGGGUCCCAGGGGGCACAAGCCGUUCCGGGACUGUGAUUCAGGAGCUGACUUGGGAGGAGGCUCCGGUCCUGCAUUUCACAUCUCGCAUCCUGGCUCCAAGGACGUGCCUCUGGGAGGGAGGGUCUUCUCGCCCGACAAGCAACACUGCAGGGCCUUCCGGGGCCUCCAGUGAGAGGCAAGGGCGGAUGUUCUGAGCAGGGGGUGGGAUGGAGGAGUGUAGAAGUGUGUGCUGCAGUGGGUCAGAGCCUACCCAGACUCCUCCUCCUGUCAGGGGGGCCCCCUGCCCCGCUGCCUGCUCAGCCCCACAAGUGCCAGCAGCCAUCCUGCAAACUCCUUGCUGCCUUUUUAUAAGCAUAUCCUAAGUGUUGAUAGAUCUCUUUUAAACUAGAUAUAAAAUAGACUUGGUGAUACGCUUAAAGGUUUGGACAAUCAGGGUGUAAAGUUUUAAUAAAGUUUUUUUUUUUUAA
Hemicordylus capensis (graceful crag lizard) is the source of this 3330-nucleotide messenger RNA. Its product is annotated as B-cadherin-like. The transcript has 16 exons. The record is from RefSeq and is a predicted model, not a curated record. Gene Ontology annotation, cellular component: adherens junction; cytoplasm; catenin complex. Gene Ontology annotation, molecular function: cadherin binding; calcium ion binding. Bases 80 to 2728 code for a protein of 882 amino acids. Lineage: Eukaryota; Metazoa; Chordata; Lepidosauria; Squamata; Cordylidae. Gene Ontology annotation, biological process: cell-cell junction assembly; adherens junction organization; multicellular organism development.